Messenger RNA from Naegleria gruberi, 1200 nucleotides. RefSeq lists its product as uncharacterized. The record is from RefSeq and is a predicted model, not a curated record. The transcript has a single exon. Bases 1 to 1200 code for a protein of 399 amino acids. Lineage: Eukaryota; Heterolobosea; Eutetramitea; Acrasida; Naegleriidae.
AUGAAUACUUCUGAAAGCAUGGCCAGCGACGGAGAGAUGGAUGAGGAUUUUGAUGAUUAUUCAGAGAACUUUUAUUACCAACCUCCUCAAAGUGUAAGAAGUUAUGACAGAAAUACACAAGAACUAUUGGAAGCAUACAAUAAGGAUCUUACACAUAAACCAGAAUUGAAUGUCGUUUCAUUGGAAAUUGCCUCUAGACUUCCCCAUACUUCCAAGGAGCGUUUAUUUAUGCAAAAACCAACUUCUCCUAGAGUAGAAGAUGUUCAAUAUACAUUUAGACCAGCACUUAAUAAGAAGUCUGUAGAAAUUGAUUCAGGAAAGAACAAGUUUGAUUCCUUCGAGCAAAGAAUUAAUGAAUUGUACAAAAAAACCUCUAAAAAACAGCAAAAGAUUGAAGAAAAGAAGAAGGAAUUCAUGGAAAAGGAACUGGAAGGAUGUACAUUUUCUCCAAAUGUUUCCAAAACAGUGAACAAGUUUAAUCUUAAAGGGAAAACAGUAAGUGACAGAGCUGCUAUUUGGGAAAUAAGAAGAAAGCAAAAGAUUAUUAAAGGUAAACGAGAAGUUGAUGAAAGAGAAUUGGAAGGAUGUACAUUUUCUCCAAAUACACAAAGAUUGAAAAUCAGUUCUCCUAAGGAAAACAGAGAUCCUCUAGGAUAUGACGAAUUCCUUCAUAGACAAAAAAUAGCAAGAGAAAAGAAGAGUGAUGUGGAUAAGGUAUUCCAAACCGGAACUAAAUGGAAAAAUCAAAUAACCAUACCUAAGGAAUUUUCAUUUGGUUCAAAGGAUGGUAUCAAGAUCAAAUCUUUGCAAAAGCCAGUCACGAACGAUCAAGCCAAUAAGAAGACCAACUAUUUCAAUUCUUCUAUGGAUCAAAGUAGGGAGCCAACAAUGAUCUUGGACGAUGGAACUUUGGAAUUUAAUGAGGAUGAGGAAUUACUAACUCAAUUUACAACACCAGAACUAAAUAAUUCAGUGAAUUCAACCUUCUCAGCACCUCCACAAGGACUAUUUUCCAGUAAGACAAGUGUAAGCAUUUUAGAUUGCAUUCAAGAUGCUGAAGCCGCUCAAGCAAGCCCAACUAAGAAGAGUGCAUCUAAGAGCAGUCAUAGACAAACACCUCAAAUAGAUCUCAUUUCACCAUCCAAAGAAUGGUUAAGAAGAAGCAAGCAAAAAGAAGAAGAAAAUAUUAAAUAUCUUUAA